Salvia hispanica is the source of this 479-nucleotide messenger RNA. RefSeq lists its product as uncharacterized. Lineage: Eukaryota; Viridiplantae; Streptophyta; Magnoliopsida; Lamiales; Lamiaceae. The record is from RefSeq and is a predicted model, not a curated record.
UAUAUUUUAAUGCUCAUUCAUUCUAAGCAGAUGCACUGAUGCAAUAUCAGAGAUUCACCUCUUUCAAAGAAAACACAAAUCAAUUGGACAUCUAUGGCAGAUCGACAAGGGAUCGACAAUCCAAUUUCUCAGACUCACAAUGGCGCAAAAGGAUCAAAUGUGACCGGGGAGACUAAGAAUGAGAGUGGGUCAAGGGUCCAUAAGGAAGAGACACAUGGAAAGAGCGAUGACAUCGAUCAGAACACUCCAGUUGAUGAAGUCAAAGGUCCAAGUGUUGUUCAACGCGUGAAGGAAGAGGUUGAAGCUGUGGUCGGAGCAGUAGUUCACCCCAAUAAAUAGUACUGAUGCUUCUUGAUUAUAGGAAUGGUGAUAGUUAUUUCAUCUCCUCGAUGAGUAACAUCGUUUUGUAUCCUUGAUGCUCUAUGCUUGAAUCUCUUGGAUUUGGUUGACUAAUCUGCAUUUGGAGUUUUGGCCUUGUU